CGUGCGCGCGGUUAGAGCUCAGCACAAAAUAAAUAUUUCAAAAUAGAAUUUCAAUUAGCGGUAAAAAGCGGCAAGCAACGAAUUUAAAACGAGAGCAACUCUCGCUCUCACGCACGCGUUUGUGUUUGAGCAAAUGUAAAGUGUUUUAAAUAAAUUUGUAAAUAUGCCACAGCAGAGAUUGGGUUGCUUUGUCACAUGGUUCUAUCUGGUGCUGAUUGUGCAGACGCUUUUGUGCAUUGGCCAGCACGAAUGCAGGCAGCAGCAUCACAAUCGCAACAACAACAACAACAAUCACAAUAAUAACAAUAACAAUAAUAGACGAGGCGAGUCGCCCAGCUCGGAGGAGAAUCAUAGCAAUGCUGCUGACGAUGGCUUGGAUACCGUUGGGGAUAGCGACAGCAGCAUUGCAACUGGAGCGCAUGGACCAAGGCGCGGUGCACGCAAAAAACAAAACCACAACAACAACAACAAUCAUAAUAAUCGACAUAAUCGCAAUGAGGAGAACGGCAUCUCGCUGUGGAUAAACGAGCAGCAGCUCAAAAUGCUUAGCGCUCUCUACUUUUCGCCGGGUUACUCGGGUCGCAUCUAUGCCAUACAAGACGGCAGUGUCUUGAACGAGAUGCGCGAUACGUCCGUCUAUAGCUAUUUGGUAAUACCGUCUGAGGUGAACUAUGUGAACUUUACAUGGAAAUCGGGCAGACGCAAGUAUAACUAUGAUUUCGAUCGACUGGAGACCAUGGAUGAGAGCAUAUUGAAGGCGCCAACGUUGUCCAUAAAUAAAAGAGGUCGCAUACCGCAGGAGGAGAAAAACUUUAGCAUAUUCCUGCCCUGCACCGGAAACAGCUCGGGCACGGCCUCAUUCAAUGUGGGCCUCAAGAUACAGACGCGUCACAAUAAACCGUUAAAUGGCACACCCAUACGUCUGAACUUCAAAAAGGAAUGCGCACAUAGAGGUGUGUAUGAUAUAGACGCUUCCAACCCUACUUCACUAACAACUUUGCAAGCUCCCGAUCCAGAAUGUAGCUCGAAAUGUGGCAAGAACGGUUUUUGCAAGGAUCACAUUUGCAAGUGCCACGUCGGCUAUACCGGCCAAUACUGUGAGACAGCAUUCUGUUUUCCACAAUGCCUCAACGGCGGCAACUGCACAGCGCCCUCAGUGUGCACCUGCCCCGAUGGCUAUCAAGGCACCCAAUGCGAGGGCGGUAUUUGCAAGGAUAAAUGCGAGAAUGGCGGCAAAUGCAUACAAAAGGAUAAAUGCCAAUGCCCAAAGGGAUACUAUGGCUAUCGCUGUGAAUUCUCCAAGUGUGUGAUACCCUGCAAGAGUGGCGGUCGUUGCAUUGGCAACAACAAAUGCCGCUGCCCACAUGGACUGAGCGGCGACCACUGCGAAAUCGGACGCAAGCAGCGUUCCAUCUGCAAGUGUGCUAAUGGCUAUUGUCUGAGCAACAGGCAAUGCAAGUGCCAUGAUGGUUACCAAGGUCGUCACUGUCGACGUCGCACUUCACGCCGUGCACAUUGAGCGCUCAGAGGCGGCGCCACAGCGACAGUACCUAGCAUGUGACAUGUAAUAUAAAUACAUACAUACUUAUACAUACCACACAU
Molecule: messenger RNA, 1602 nt
Organism: Drosophila busckii
Lineage: Eukaryota; Metazoa; Arthropoda; Insecta; Diptera; Drosophilidae
Gene: shf
Product: protein shifted
Exons: 8
Coding region: 164-1519 (451 amino acids)
Biological process (GO): anatomical structure development
Cellular component (GO): cell surface; extracellular region
Molecular function (GO): signaling receptor binding
Source: RefSeq, a predicted model, not a curated record